Molecule: messenger RNA, 1278 nt
Organism: Cheilinus undulatus (humphead wrasse)
Lineage: Eukaryota; Metazoa; Chordata; Actinopteri; Labriformes; Labridae
Product: synaptic vesicular amine transporter-like
Exons: 14
Coding region: 1-1278 (425 amino acids)
Biological process (GO): aminergic neurotransmitter loading into synaptic vesicle; transmembrane transport
Cellular component (GO): synaptic vesicle membrane; terminal bouton
Molecular function (GO): serotonin:sodium:chloride symporter activity
Source: RefSeq, a predicted model, not a curated record
AUGGGGGUGCUGAGCUGGCUGAGGCAGGAGAACCAGCUGAAGAUGAUGGUCCUGGUUAUUGUUUUUAUUGCCGUGUUCCUGGAUCACAUGCUGCUGUCUGUGGUCGUGCCGAUCGUUCCCAGUUACCUGUAUGGAUCUGAAAUCCUCUCAUCAGAGAAUGACUCAGGUUCAAUAAUCGGUGCCCACAGAAACAGCUCAGCUGUUUUUAUGCCACAUAACUCCCAUGAUUCAAACUGCUCUGAAGCUGGCACUGAGCUGGGAACAGUCAACAUUAAAGUAGGACUGUUGUUGGCUUCAAAAUCCACCGUACAGCUCAUCAUGAACCCAUUUGUUGGUCCGCUUACUGACAGGUUUGGAUAUCACCUCCCAAUGUGUGCUGGCUUCUGCAUCAUUUUUGUGGCAACCACCUUGUUUGCAUUUUCAUCAGGCUACUUCCUACUGCUGCUGGCCCGAUCGGUGCAGGGUGUGGGUGGGUCCUGUCUGUCUGUGGCCGGAAUGGCGAUGUUAGCUGAUAUGUACAAAGAUGAAGAGGAGAGAGGGUGGGCCAUGGGAAUAUCUUUCACUGGUUUGGCUUUAGGACUCAUAGCCGGCGCCCCUUUUGGCAGUCUGAUGUAUCAGUUUGUGGGGAAGAUGAGUCCGUUCCUGGUCCUGGCCAUCAUCGCGAUGUUGGGUGGAGGAGCCAUCUAUUUCACUACAUUGAUCAUUGCUGUGAUAGAAUCAGCCCUUCCUCUCUGGAUGAUGAAGACCAUGUGUGCUAGCAAGUGGCAGCUAGGUAUCGUCUUUUUGCCGGACAGCGUCUCCUACCUCAUAGCAUCAAAUAUCUUUGGACACCUGUCACAGAAACACAACAAAAGCUGGCUGUUUGCUUGCAUAGGAAUGAUCAUGGCAGGAAUUACAACUAUUUCAUUUGGAUUUUCCAAGAACUUCUAUCAUUUGCUGGUUCAGAAUGCGUUUAUCGGCUUCUCUGUUGGGGUAGUGGACUCCUCCAUCAUGCCUCUCAUGGGGAACUUGGUAGACCUGAGGUAUCAGCCAGUUUAUGGCACUGUUUAUGCCAUAGCUGACGUUGCUAUAUGCCUUGGAUUCUGUGUUGGUCCUGCUGUCACAGGUCCCAUAGUGGCAUCGUUUGGCUUCCCCUGGCUCAUGACCAUAGUUGGAACAGUGGACAUAGUCUUUGCUCCGCUCUGCAUCCUCCUGCUUAGACCAACGACAUCAGAGGAACUUCUGGCUCUGCCCUUUCUCAAACACCAUCUGUGGAAGGUUAACCAGAUGGAGGUGUGA